AGCAAGUCGGAAGCGUUCGUACCAGCGAGGCGGCGGCGGCGGCAGCGACAGCGGCAGGGGCGGGCAGGAAGGGAGCGGGAAGGGCUGGCCAGGGAAGGUUGCACUCUCCCCGCUCCCUGCGACCGGCGGGGGAGCGCGAUCAGGGUGCGGAGCCUCGACACUGCACCGCCCUGGAUUUCAUUCCGCGGCGGGGGGCUCGGCCAGCGGAAUUUCGGCGGCGGCCGCGCCUCCGUUGCAAGGCAAGUUCAGCAUGAAUGACCCCUGAACUGCCUCUGGGCAUCUGUAGCCAUUCGUCUUUGUGUAGGAGAAAGAAGACGGCCAUCUACUUCAAAGGCAAAGCUUCAGUGACUGAAGGAGUUGUUGAUUUUCCGAAUUUUGAGAACGGUGAGUUUGGAGCACAGCCGAGUCAUGUGUAAGAGACAACAUAUUGGAAAGAAGACUGCUAUAAGAAACAUAACAACAUGAUUUAGGUGAUGAGAAUGUACUGGAACAUGGGAGAAGGCAGUAGCUUAUAGGAAGCCAAGAUGACAAGAAUUUUUUAAAAUAAGCAGGCCAAAGAAAUUUUUUAUGAAGAUACUAUUUAUAAACCCUUUCAGAUGAUCUUCAUAGGACCACACCCUGCAUUCCAAAAAACCUCUGCUGCCUGGACACACCCGCCAAACUCCUUGCUGGAGGCUUUGGGGUUGGACUCCAGCGCCUCUGCUCCCAGCUGUUCGCUCGGAGAGAUUCCGCUCGCCCGCCCGCCGCCCGGGGCGUCAGGCUCCCCGACACUGCCGUCCUCGCUAGCUGACCCGGCAGGCCGCGGGUAAGAAGCGGACAGGGGCCGCGGCUUGUCGCGUUUGCCUUCCCGGCGCCUGGGCAGGCGACAUGCUCCCGCAGCGCGCCGGAGUCGCGCGCAAACUUGGUGCCCCAGGAACUUUUUUGCCUCCAAGGAGGAGAGGCCGUGUUAUUCCUUCUUGGAUGAUGUAGUUCACUAAAAUUCUCUCUGGGGGAGGCGUUGUAGCACUCACAGAGGGUGGGACCUGAGGAAAGAAACUAUCAUACGCUCUCGCUUUCCUGAAAACACAGUACAGCAGCCAAUGCCAUUUCAUCUACUACGGCGAAGUAAAGGGAAUCUUCGUUUUUAAUGGAUUCUCCUUUAAUGAUCAGCAAUAGGCAAUACACCCGAGAAAGCUCAGCGCAGUUGCUGAAACGAAGGAAGAAUCUUCUUCAAAAAUGAGGUGAAUUAAUGCACAGGCACUCAAGAACCCUGCACAGCUACAUGAAGUGUUUAAAAACCUCUGUGACCACCUUGCCAAACAAAUAUCUGCUCACGAGGCCGACAGGAUGAAUGAGCCAAGGAGGAACGGUGUCCUUCCCUGUAGGAACAGUGACUGAUGACCUGCCGAGAGCAAGCUGGGGUCUGCAUGUUGUCUGCCAGUACAAUGAAGGAAGUGGUGUACUGGUCACCCAAGAAGGUGGCAGACUGGCUGCUGGAGAAUGCUAUGCCAGAAUACUGUGAGCCUCUGGAACAUUUCACAGGCCGAGACUUGAUCACCCUAAAUCAAGAGGAUUUCAAAAAGCCCCCCUUGUGCCGAGUCUCCUCUGACAACGGGCAGCGGCUCUUGGACAUGAUAGAGACCCUGAAAAUGGAGCACCACAUGGAAGCACACAAGAACGGCCAUGCCAACGGGCACCUCAGCAUUGGCACAAAUGUCCACGCCCCUAACAGCAGCUUCAACACGAAGAUCAAAGCCAACGGGAUGCCAAAUGGGUAUAGGAAGGAGAUGAUAAAGAUCCCCAUGCCAGAACCGGAGCGCUCCCAGUACCCCAUGGAGUGGAGCAAGACUUUCCUGGCCUUUCUUUAUGCACUUUCCUGUUUUGUUCUCACCACAGUGAUGAUCUCGGUCAUCCAUGAACGAGUGCCUCCUAAGGAGGUGCAGCCUCCACUACCGGACACGUUUUUUGACCAUUUUAACCGGGUGCAGUGGGCCUUUUCUAUUUGUGAAAUUAAUGGCAUGAUCCUUGUAGGACUCUGGCUAAUUCAGUGGCUGCUCUUAAAAUACAAGUCUAUUAUUAGCAGAAGAUUUUUCUGCCUAGUUGGCACGCUGUACCUGUAUCGGUGUAUCACAAUGUAUGUAACUACACUCCCAGUACCCAGUAUGCAUUUCAACUGUUCUCCGAAGCUUUUUGGGGACUGGGAAGCCCAACUGCGGAGAAUAAUGAAGCUCAUUGCUGGAGGUGGCCUGUCCAUUACCGGCUCUCACAACAUGUGUGGGGACUAUCUAUACAGCGGCCACACGGUCAUGCUAACGCUCACCUACUUAUUUAUCAAAGAGUAUUCCCCUCGGCGACUCUGGUGGUACCACUGGAUUUGCUGGCUCCUCAGCGUGGUUGGAAUCUUCUGUAUUCUCUUAGCACAUGAACACUACACUGUGGACGUAGUGGUGGCAUAUUACAUCACCACAAGACUCUUCUGGUGGUAUCACACCAUGGCCAAUCAGCAAGUGCUAAAAGAAGCUUCCCAGAUGAACCUCCUGGCCAGGGUGUGGUGGUACAGGCCAUUUCAGUACUUUGAAAAGAAUGUUCAAGGGAUUGUACCGCGAUCUUAUCAUUGGCCCUUCCCCUGGCCAGUAGUCCACCUUGGUAGACAAGUUAAAUACAGCCGGCUGGUGAACGACACAUAACAGCUGUACAAAGCGGGGGAGGAAGGAACUGCCCAAAGUGCUAAGAACUCCAUAAGAGAAGAUGCCAUAAAAAAAACAAAAAACAAAAAAAACACUCCCUAAUCUUAUUAUCUUUCAACAGUUACCUUGACUUAACCUAUUGAGUUACCUGGUCAGCACUGUGAUCUUUUUUUCUCUCCAAAGGACCUACGUUGGACAACAAUAAAGAAAAUUUAACCCAUCAUGCACUGUACACAUUUCCUGUUUAUAGGUUUGGGAUUUACAUAACCCGUGACCACCAUGUUCCUUUGUAUGUGAUGCAGCAGCAUAAAUGUAAGCUUUUAUAUCAUACGUUCUGGUCUUUCCAGUCACAUCUGGAAAUAAAGCAUAUUAUUUUCUUGGGAAAACAUACUUUUCAUAUCUCUUGCCCCAAAGAUUGGGCUGUAAGCCAUUUUCUAGCAAAUGUCUCUAUGAAGGUUUCUAAGUACCUGAAUGGGGUUCGAUUCUGAAGUCUCACUACCUGUUGCACCGAUAUGCAAAUUAAAAUGACAGACACAGAAAGGUUUGGUAACUUGGGGUUUUGUAAAAUCAGCAGCUACAGUGUGUCAAAAAGUGCAAAAAAAAAAAAAAAAGAUUCUGUUAUAAAGUGAUUUUCUAAGUAUUUCCUAACUUUAUUUUUCAAAAUGAUGUUAUGAAAACCAAAUUUAAAGAUUUUUACGUGUGAGAGAGAAGAGAGUUAACAUUUAAAAAUGCUUCUUGAGAGAGAAAUUUGUCUGUUUCUAGUGCCUUUCUUGUCUUGAUUGUAUGUUCGGUAGGCAAUCUUUAAUGUUUUUAUUUAAAAUAAAGUAUUCCAUGAAAAUACAAUGUAUGUAUACACUACUAAAUUUUGCAUUUAUAGCUAAAUUAAAUCAGAAGACUGCUUACGGUUUUUUAAAUUGCUAUGAAUUAAAGAAAAUGGGGGAGCAAAUUAGACUGUCACACCCCUGUUCACAUAUUGUGAGCAGGUGAAAAUGACAUGUACCACUUUAAAUUAUUUUAUCAUCUAUUUGGUAGUUCAAUUUUAACUAUACAACAAAAACAGCCAUGAAUACCCUUUUUUAAAAGAGAGUUGAAAAUGAUCACUUGAAAGCUAUAAGAAUUAGUUAUACUUACUUUCAUGACAAUUUUGUUGGUGAACAACAAAAAAGAUCUAUUUCUUUAAAAUAUAUUUGUGCAGAAACUGCAUGUAAUUCUAAGUUUUAUUCCUACCAUAUGUAUGUUUGGGGAAGUAUUCAUUCUAUAAUUGCCAAUGUGGAGAACAAAAUAGUUUUUUAAGAAUGAAGACUUAUAUAUCUCCAUUCUGUAUUUUAUGUGCAGCAGAGUUAUCUUCCAUAGGGUUUUUUUUUGUGUGUGUAUUCACAAAGUGAUAUUUGUAUUGUAAAACAAUAAUGGUGAAGGAAAUAAAAAGGCUUUUAAAAUUUUAUUUGUUUUAAAUCUUUGUAAAGUUAUUAUUCCACAGAGUAAACUGAUAUCUUACAGCUUAUCUAGAUCAUAAAUUAAUCAAAAUGCACUUAUUAAUAAAAACUGAUACUUAAAAUAA
Molecule: messenger RNA, 4224 nt
Organism: Choloepus didactylus (southern two-toed sloth)
Lineage: Eukaryota; Metazoa; Chordata; Mammalia; Pilosa; Megalonychidae
Gene: SGMS1
Product: sphingomyelin synthase 1
Exons: 12
Coding region: 1377-2666 (429 amino acids)
Biological process (GO): sphingomyelin biosynthetic process; ceramide biosynthetic process
Cellular component (GO): endoplasmic reticulum membrane; Golgi membrane
Molecular function (GO): ceramide cholinephosphotransferase activity; sphingomyelin synthase activity
Source: RefSeq, a predicted model, not a curated record